AAGACAGCGCGUCGGUGUCGGCCAAGCAACGCACGUCGCUCAGCGGGCGCACCGAACGCACAGACCGUACGAUUGUUGUCCCAGUCGAGGAUGCGGAAGACCUCGCGCAAGCAGGACCCACGGUCCUCCUGGUGAGGCGUUCGCGCAUCUCAACGCGCGGUCUGCCAUCGCGGUUCAAGACGCUGCCCAAGCUCCCGUCCGAGGCUGAGGAGGAAGCGGAGCCGAGUGAUUCCUUCGCCCAGAACCACCGGGAGGUCGCGCGCCCUCCACCAAUACCCGAGCACGACCCGCGCCCGCUAGACCCUGUCCCCCUCACCCCACGCUCACUACGUCCCUACCGAGGUGGCUCCGCGCACUCGGUGUAUAGCGCCCAGUCUGAGGCUUCGAGACUACCUACGCCCAACUAUGCCCCCGAUAUGGUAUCUGGGGCAAACGUCAUGCGGGGCUUAACUUCGUACUUCCCCCGCCUGCCCGCGUUACCGUUCACCCUCGCCUUCAACCCGUUCCGCACACGCUCGCGCCCCAUCCCCGCGCGGACGGAGUCGGAGGGCUCAACCUACUCGCGCCAGUCGACCUCUACCUGCCGCAGGAGCACCGUCGCCUUCCUUCAACGCCUGCCUCAACCUCGCUCGUUGGUGGUGGACACCGUGCACGUCCCGAUCCCGACAGCGCUCAAAGACAAACGCCCGCUUCUCCUCUCGACGUGGAGUACCUCGGACAAGUUCACACGCAAGUUCCCCCGUCCCCGCGCUCUCGCGAACGAGAGCUGGCUCGGCCCCGGGGCGAGCUCUGUGUCCACGUCCGGGAGGACGGACGAGGGCGGGCUGGGGAUAGACAGGCCCGCGCGGUGGACGCCGCACAAGUGGUGUCUGGUCGCGUCGGUGUGCACCGUGCUCGUGUACGGCUCCGCGGGGCUCGUGUGCGCGAUCCUGACCUGGUUCGGAGCAUGGAAAGGCGCGGACGUGGCCUACGUCGCCUCCUACGACCUCCUCGUCCUCCUCACCCUCGCCUCCUCCGUCCUCCUCCUCGCAGCCCUAACCGGCCUCUCCGGCGCGCUCCUCAACUCGCGCCCCCUCCUCGCGCUCUACGCGCUCCUCCUCUGGCCCGCCUUCCUCGCGCUCCUCCUCGCCGCCUACCCCGCCUACAAGCGCUCCGCCUACGCGCUCGACCGCAAGCUCUCGCGCGCCUGGUCCGAGUACUACACGCCCCUCGGCCGCCUCGCCAUCCAGGACGCGCUCCACUGCUGCGGCUUCCUCACCGCGGCGCACGACGCGGCCCCGAGCGCGCUCUGCUACCCGCGCACGCCGCUGCCCGGCUGCAAGGGCGCGCUGUGGCGCUUCCAGCGCGCGUGGCUGCGCACGCUCUGCGGCGCGCUCUUCGCCCUCGUCCCGCUGCACGUGCUCAACAUCCUCGUCGCGCUCCUGUGCGCGAACCACGUCACGCGCACGUUCGGGAAGGGCAUCACGCCGCGGCGGUACAGGCUGAGCGCGGAAGACGUCCGCGCGGACGCGCUCGGGCUCAUGCAGGUGCUCAGGGAGCGCGGCGUCGGGCCGCUGCGGAGGCCGGGGGUCGCGAGGGCGGGGUCGAGCGCGGCGUCCUUCCGGGAGGACAAGGUGCGCUACGGCGUUGAGGCGGAGAGGGCUGGGCGCGCGGCCCGUCGGAGAUGA
Messenger RNA from Dichomitus squalens LYAD-421 SS1, 1667 nucleotides. RefSeq lists its product as uncharacterized. Gene Ontology annotation, cellular component: membrane. NCBI's taxonomy places the organism in Eukaryota, Fungi, Basidiomycota, Agaricomycetes, Polyporales, Polyporaceae. The transcript is spliced from 2 exons. The record is from RefSeq and is a predicted model, not a curated record. The coding region runs from base 417 to 1667 and encodes 416 amino acids.